This is a messenger RNA of Clunio marinus, 9475 nucleotides long. The record is from the annotation of a GenBank genome assembly. Lineage: Eukaryota; Metazoa; Arthropoda; Insecta; Diptera; Chironomidae.
AUGAAAAAUUCCAAAGCACUGUGGUGUGGAGUGGAUUCAAAUUCUCCUCUGCCUAAAGAUCCAAGAAGAGUUCAUUUCAUAUCAAAGUUUCUUUAUCUCAAAGGUCAAACUCAAAAGCUGAAAAAUUUCCAUCGUCAAUUAUUGUCUUUAAGUAAUGUUAUACUGACCCUAAUCGUGUCAACCGCCACGGAGUCGAUUCAGUUCGACGGCCGAGCUGUGUCGCUCGGCUCUGGGGCAUCUACAUUACAUGUCCCAACGUCACCAUCAACAUCACCGGCUCAAGCUCCGUCAACGACUUCGCCAACCGACAUCAAUUUGAAUGUGGUAAGGAGCUCAUCGCCAACCUCGCAAAGUUCUUCGCCAUCACGGUCACAAACACAAAUUGACACAAUUUCACCUUCAACAACAGAAAAACAAUCCACAGACGAUGGACCAGAUAUCAAAAGCAUAACACAAUUGCUACAACAAUCAGCACAACACAUAUUCAAAUCGCAAUUGGAUAUGCCACCGCCAACAUCCCCCACAACGGCACCAUCACCAAGAAAACGGAGACGAAAGCGUGAAGAUCCACAAUCCUGUCUCACAAACUCGGAGCAGGAAUACGAUUCUGACGAUGCCUCUCCAUCAUCAUACGCUGAAGUUGAGCGAUUUCAAGGCAAAGUUGUUUAUAAUUUAGAUGGUAAGGCAUACAUUAUAGAUGCCGACAACGAGCUAUCACUUCAACUGUCUGAUAGUAGUAUUAAAGAUGUAUCACAAUCAAACAAUCCAAAAAUUCAAUCAUUUCGUGUCAUUUCUUCGCGCGAUGCCACUAUGAACUCAUCUUCUUCCUCCCAGUCAUCGGUUGGUGCUUCGGCUUCAUUUACUGCCGAAGAUGCAUCACCAACUACGACACCAUCGCUUGAACAACAACAACAACAGCAGCAGCAUUCAGACGAGAAAAAUUUUGACAAAAAUGACAACAGCAGUCAGCAUCAACAACAACUUCAACGUCAACAGAAGCCGAUUCUCAUGUGUUUCAUUUGCAAGUUGAGUUUCGGAAAUAUUAAGUUGUUUUCAUCACAUGCUAACACUGAACAUAGAUUGAAUCUCAGUGAGUCAGAAAAGACGUUGCUGUGUCGCGAAUUAACGCCAAAAUCUUUGUCGUCACUUACCGGUCGCACAUCACCGCCCCCGCCACCCGCACUCAAUGUUCUUCAGCGUUUGACGGGUGGUGACUUUAAGUUCCUAAACACGUCAGCUGAUUUGUCACAGCUCACAAGUCUUCUUGAGCAGCACAAGUCACUGAACGAGUUCCUCGCACAACAACAACAACAUCAACAGCAACAACAACAUCAGCAACGUCUAGCGUGUCCCGAACAUGCAGACACACCUAAUCUCAACGACAUCGACUGCAAAAAUUGUGAAUUUUUAAACAUUAAUCAAUUAAAUUCACAACUCACCCUUAAAUCACCGAUCAAAGGUAGUUUCGGCCAACAUCAGACGGAAUCAAAUGCUUCAUCAACCUCAUCGAAGACAUCUUCACCGAUAACUUCUUCCGUCACACCAAACUCUGCUCUUCAACUUCACCAAAACCUUCAACAACAACAACAACAGCAACAAAAUAUAAAUACAUCUCCAAGUUUCACUAUCGGGGCUUGUCCCGAUCAUAUGAAUGGGCGACCCAUUGGAGUCGAUUGUGCAAGGUGUGAAAUUCUUCUAAACUCUGCACGUCUCAACAGUGGUGUUCAAAUAUCAACCAGAAACUCCUGCAAGACUCUUAAAUGUCCCCAAUGCAAUUGGCAUUACAAGUAUCAAGAGACAUUAGAAAUACAUAUGCGCGAAAAACAUCCAGAUGGUGAGAGUGCAUGUGGCUACUGUCUGGCUGGUGCUGCCCACCCACGCCUAGCACGUGGAGAGUCUUACACAUGUGGCUAUAAACCAUAUCGCUGUGAAAUUUGCAACUAUUCAACGACCACAAAAGGCAAUCUCUCUAUUCACAUGCAAAGUGAUAAGCAUUUGAAUAAUGUACAGGAACUGAGCAGUACACAGAACCUUAGCGUCGCACCACCGCCAGAAAUUCGCACAUCUCAACCACCUAGUCAAACAACUCCAGUAUCUGCCCCAUCAACACCACUGCCACAGCAAUGUAAACCAAAACCGAAGCCGAGUUUCCGCUGUGAGCCAUGUUCAUAUGAAACUCCAAAUGCGCGUAAUUAUCGUAUCCACGAAACAAGCGAAAAGCACACGCACAAUCUUGCUGUUGUUCAGUGCAAUAUCAAACGACUGCAAUCACAUAUGGAUUCAUUCCUUCAGCAGACUCAUUCUGGAGUCAAAGGUGGAAUGGCUCAAAUACCGUCAAUGGAACAACAAGCACAACAAAAUCCGGGCCAUUUACCUGGCGCUGCUUUGGCUGAUCUUGCUUACAAUCAAGCACUACUUAUUCAGCUUCUUCAUCAGAAUUCUGUUGGAUUAGGUAGCACAACUGGUCCCGCAUUCAUGUCACUAUUACAACAACAGCAGCAACAACAACAAGCGCAGACUAAUCAACAAAGUCAACUUCAUUAUCAACAAAUUAAUGGAACGAACAACCAAGAUAUUGAUCAAGGUUUGAAUCCUGACACUCUUGAGCCACCCUUCGAACAAGAUUUCAACCCAGUGUAUAAUUUCUCAUGUCUCAUUUGCUCAAAUUUCAAUACAAACGACCUCGAAGAGUUGAACAACCACAUCAAUGAGGAUCGAUCGAGACUGAGCUUCCCUCAGGAAUUUAUUGUGGUUCUGAAUAACAACAACUACACAUGUCGAUUAUGUUGUUACAAAACUCAUCUGAAGGCAAAUUGUCAACUUCAUUGUAAAACCGACAAACAUUUACAAAGAGUCAACUUCGCUAAUCACAUUAAGCAAGGCGGGCUAAGAAACGAAUAUAAAUUUGAUUACGUCAUUAACUCAACAACGACAAAUAACAAUUACAAUAUUACGCAAUUGAAGUGUAAUUGCUGCGAUUAUUACACAAAUUCUAUUCAGAAGCUUAAUUGUCAUAUCCAAAAUGUUCGCCAUGAAAGCAUGAAAAUAAAGUUUAAUCAUCUCGUACAAUUGUUUAAAGAAGUAAAGUUUGAAUCGAUUGAUGGUCAGGAUAUCAAUAAUAAAGCAUUGCAAUGUCAGCUGUGCAAUUUCAAGACAAACAGCAUACUUGACAUGGUAAAGCACAACAAAAGCUUACGUCAUAUUCAAAUCGAACAAAUUUACUGUCUUCAGAGGCGAUGUGAGAGUUUGGAGUCAAUGGAUAUUGGAGAUGUUUAUCAGCUUGUUGACGAUCUCGAUUCAUCUUGUUCUGAUUAUCAGAAAGAAGACGAAAAGCCAAAUCUUUCGCCAUCAUCACGAAACGCACCACAGAAUGCUAAAUCGACUCAAAAAAUACCGGAAAAUGAUGGAUUGUCAAUAAGGUCAUCGACACCAUUAGAUAUUCUUAAGAUGGUUCCAUUUGAACAGCUUCAGCAACUAGCUGCAACACUCCCACCAUCACAAACGAUUCUUAAGUGCAACCAGUGUGAUCAUUUGUGUGAAAAUAAAGUUGAAAUGGAACAGCAUUUCGAUCAAAAUCAUCCCAACAAUCCGGAUUGCAAUUCGAUUGUGCUUCCUUCGAUGGCAGCUUUAAUGGCUGCUGCACAAAUGAACUUUGAACCAAAGACAGAUCAGAUCAAAAGUGAUGACAAAUCAGAUGAUUUGACUGACAAAAUGCUCGAUGAUUCUGAUAAAUCAAAGCAAAAUUGUGACACCGAUGUAAUGACAAUUGAACCGGAUAUUGAUGGUGUCAUUAUUAAUAAUUCAUCUCGAUCUUCUUCCGCUGUCUCGAUGCUGGAAGGCGAUGAGAAAAUCUCCACAGGAGCAAUGCGAACAACACCACAAAACCAGCAAAUGCAGAAGUCUUCACCUUUCUCAACUUCGUCAGUUACUGCUGAUGAAUAUAGCAUCAUGUGUCCACUUUGUCAAGAAUCAUUUGUUGAAAGAAAAGCUUUGGAACAACAUGUCAUGUGCAUCCAUAGUGUCAAUGCUGAUGGUCUCAAUCGACUGCUUCAGCUUGUUGACACGAGUCAUUGGCUCAACAACAAGAAAAGUCCAGAAAGAAGCGCUUCAACUGGUGCCGUCUCGAAUGGGGAUUUUGAAUGUUUAGUUUGUUCCGACACACUUAAGAACAUGAACGAUCUACUGAUGCACGCAACUGACCACCAACAUUUUUCCAUUACUGGUCUAAAUCAAUUCAGUUGCUUGUUGAAAUCGUGUCAUCAAAGAUUCUCAAAUGAACAACAAGUUCAACAACAUUUCCGUUCUGCACAUCUCAAUAUCGUGAUUAGCGAACGACAUGUUUAUAAAUAUCGAUGUCCAAUGUGUCCACUUGCAUUUAAAACUGAAGAGAAGCUUAACAAUCACUUCAUGUAUCAUACAAUGAGAGACGCAACAAAAUGCAAUAUUUGUAAUCGUAAUUUUCGCUCAACAACAUCUCUUCAACGUCAUAUCGAACAAGUUCAUUCAACACCUGCUCAAGACUUAAAUAAGUCAACCGAUCUAACUGAUGAUGAAAGAAUGCAAACGCCACAUGAUGAAGCUUUAUCAAAUGAUGACGAUCAAGAAGAGUACGAUGGUCAAAAUAGUGAAAAUAUUAACGAAGAGUCGAAUGCGAAGAGAUUUAAAGCAAUGAAGCGGAAUGAGAAGAUAACAAAUUACUCAUUGGAGAAAUAUCACGAUCCGAAUCGACCGUAUAAAUGUGAAGAUUGCUUUGAAAGCUUCACACAAGCCAACAUUUUAACAGUCCACAAGAAUAGCGUUUCGCAUUUACAUCGUGUAAAGCAAAAGCAAAAAGAGACACACAGUGGAAGUUCAACUCCCGCUUUAGCCACGUCGCCAAAUCAACUUGGCGACUUUGAUCGACGAUCUGUUGAUUUCGAUAAGAAAUCGAUUGAUUACGAGAUGGAAAUUUCAAACACAACUGGAGAUUCAAAUAAGCGGAAAUUAUCAUCAGACAAUGAUUAUGACAGUCCGAAGAAACGUUUCAAAUGUGACAUUUGUAAAGUUGCUUAUGCUCAAGGAUCUACUCUUGACAUUCAUAUGAGAAGUGUUGGUCAUCAGGCAAAGGCCAAUCGCAUCAUGCAGCAACAGUUGCAACAAGGUUCGUCGACAUCAACGACAGCAAAUUCUCAGGAUCUCUUGCAACAAGCACAAGUGACGGUGAACAACGGAAACAGUUCUCCAAACCUUGCCAAUAAUCAAAUGUACAAAACGUUGCUAGAAAACUUUGGUUUUGAUAUUGUUAAGCAAUUCAACGAUAUUAAUAAGUUGGGACAACAGAAUGAUUUGUUGAACUUGGGUGCAGCUGUAGGGAAAGUUCCGCAAAUCACACCGAAUUUGUUAUCAAAGAAGAAUGGAAAUAAUGAUGAAAAGAAGGAUGAAAAGAAGGAUGAAAAGUUUUUCUGUCGUCACUGCAAACAAGGCUUCAAUAAUGUGUUUGCAUUGAAGACUCAUUGUGAAGAAGCUCAUGGUGAGAAAAUUCCACUUGAGAUGCUGGAGAAAGAACAAGAAAGUGAAGUUCUCGAUUUCUCACAAACAAAGUCAAGUGCUGACAGUGAACAUCCUGAAAACAUGCCAAUGGUCGAUCCAAUGAAACUUUUCAAUCCUGAAUUACUUCAGCAAAAAAUGAACGAACAAAAGUUUGACCCUGCAAUGCUUGCACAAAGAUUGAUGGAGCAACAAUUUCUCGCACAAUUUCCUCAAAUUUCUCAGAGUUUGCAGAAUCUAACGACGGGAAAUUUACCGAUGAAUACUCUUGAGAUGCUUAAUUUGAUGCAAUUUCAUCACUUUAUUCAGAAAAGGGCAAGAACACGCAUCACUGAUGAACAGUUGAAGAUUUUGAGAUCACAUUUUGAUAUCAACAACUCGCCGAGUGAAGAAAGCAUUCAGGAGAUGUCGAAGAAAGCUAAUUUGCCACAAAAGGUCGUUAAACAUUGGUUCCGUAACACACUGUUCAAGGAACGCCAACGCAAUAAAGAUUCACCUUACAACUUUGCAAAUCCACCGUCGACAACUUUGAAUCUCGAAGAAUAUGAGCGAACUGGAACCGCAAAAGUGACUGCACUGUCUGAAAGCAAAGCUCAGAAUACAACAACAAGUCAAUCUAAUUUACUGAUGAACAAUUUACAACAUCAGCAAAAACUCGAACAACAAAAACUUCAAGAACAGCAACAGCAGUUUUUUCAACAACAAGCCCAACAAGCGUUUAAUUUAAGUCAACAAUCUCAGCAGAAUUUUCCCGAUUUACGUCCAAUCUCUCAACCAUCGAGUACCACAAGUAAUGAACGUGACGAGUCAUUUAUUAAGUCAGAGCCGAUGGAUGAAAUGAUGAGCGAAAUGGACGGUAAAAAUGAAGGAAUGGAAUAUGAGAUGGAACGCUAUCGUCAACAACAGGCGCAGAAUUUCUUUCUGAACAGCUAUGAAACGAAAUCUGAAAGUGGUAGCUCUGACAUUUUAUCUCGACCUCAAACACCAAACAGUCUCUAUAACAACAUCAACGACGUCAUUAAUCAGCAAAUUGAAAGUAUUCCAAUCAAUAACAUCACUGGUGGUUCGAACAUGAAUCAGAUGGGACCACCAAAGAAGUUUCAACUGAAUAAAAUAUUUGACAAAAGUUAUGAGUCUAAUUCGAGCUCAUCAAAUUCGUCAACAUCGAGUGGAAAGCGAGCAAAUCGUACACGUUUCACGGAUUACCAGAUAAAAGUUCUACAAGAGUUUUUCGAGAAUAAUUCUUAUCCAAAAGACAGUGACUUGGAGUAUUUGAGUAAACUUUUGCUUUUGUCGCCAAGAGUCAUUGUCGUCUGGUUCCAGAAUGCUCGUCAAAAGCAACGAAAGAUCUACGAGAAUCAGCCAAACAGCACAAACACGCCAUAUGAUGCCACCGAAGAGAAGAAAUCAGCGAUAAAUUACACGUGUAAGAAAUGCAAUUUAAUAUUCCAACGAUAUUAUGAACUCAUUCGACAUCAAAAGAACCAUUGUUUCAAAGAAGAAAAUAACAAAAAGUCAGCGAAAGCUCAAAUCGCUGCCGCCCAAAUAGCUCAGAGCUUGAGCAGCGAAGACUCUAACUCAAGCUUAGAAAUAAAUCACGCCAGUAAUCUAUUAGGUAAUAAUUUACUUCAUCCAGUUACUUCAACAUCAAAAUCCCAACAAAAUCUCGCGCAAAGUCUCGAUGCGGUGGCGACGUCCAAAACGCCGCCAAUAGCCGCGACAAAAAUGAAUUUGAAUCAUCCGGUUAAUCUCAUUACGACCUCAUCCGGUACACAUCCCAAUAUUAUGUACCAGCCGUUGGAUUUCCACCAACAAUCAGCUCCCAGCUUGCUCUGUCACAACAACCAACAAGCGUUCGAAGUGGGUCCACAUCCGGAAUCACACCAGAACUUUAAAGCAAAUAAUGAGGUCGAACAACAGCAACAACAACAUCAGCAACAACAACAGGGAAAUCUUCUAGGGAAUUCAGCACCACAAGGAAUAAUUAAUCAUAAUCAUUUACAACCACAAUCCUACAAUGCUGACCAAAUGCAAGAAUUUCUUUUGCAAAAAUUCUCUACACAAGAUUUCGAAUUACUUACGAAGAAUUAUGACUUCUUUCUACAAUACUACAAAGCAAAUUGUCCAACCGAUCAGCAAAUGGAUGAGAAGCACUUGACGAUGGAUUUCUUGAGUCAGUUUUAUCAUUUGAAUGAGUUUAAAAAGAAAUUGAAUGGAAGCCAAAUGGAAGCAGAUGACAACACAAGUGUCGACGACCUUCAUAACGACAACGAAGACGUCAUGAAUUUAGAAGAGAAAGACGAAACAGAUUUUAAUCAUCAAGGACAACAAUCAGAUGUUUUAAAAGACAAGCUGGGCAUAAGCAGUUAUAACAGCAACAAAAGACUGCGCACAACAAUCCUUCCUGAACAAUUAAAUUAUCUUUAUGAAUGUUAUCAAAAGGAAUCAAAUCCAAGUCGAAAGCAAUUGGAGGAAAUUUCAAAAAAAGUUAAUUUAAAGAAGCGUGUUGUUCAAGUUUGGUAUCAAAACUCUCGAGCUCGUGAAAGGAAAGGACAAUUCCGUCAGAAUAUGCAAAUCAUUAACAAGAAAUGUCCUUACUGCAGUGCAAUCUUCAAAGUUAAAUCAGCUCUCGAAUCACAUUUACAAACGAAACAUGUUGACAAGCAAAUGGUCAACAUUGACGCAAUUCCAGAAAUAAAUUUCGUUUCAAAGGAAGUGCAUUUUGGAAUUCAAAUUCCAAGCUUGCCCGAUAUAAGUAAUGUCAAUAAUAUCGGUGGACAUCACAUGAGUACAGACUUUUGGAAGACAAAACCAAUGCAACAACCACAAACGUCACAAUUCUUCAGUGGUUUGAAACGAAUCAGUGAAUUCAGUGAAAGUGAAAUUAGCUUUACUGACUCAAACAACGAAGAGUUGGCUGAUGAAGACUAUGAUAUGGAUAACUUUAAUGACGACAGUAAUCAUAUCGAAGACUUUCAAAAUGCAGCAACUCAACUUGGUGGCGAAAGUAGCAAAUCUAAGCGGCAUCGUACACAUGUCAAUCGUGUACAGAAAAGUAUUUUGCGAAAGAUUUUCGAUGAUGUCAAAUCACCUUCAAUGAUUGACUGCGAAAAUAUCGGACGUGAAAUUGGACUUUUUAAAAGAGUCGUGCAGGUUUGGUUCCAAAAUGCACGUGCGAACUACAAAAAAUGUCACAAAUUGUCGACAAAUGAGUUGAAACAUCUCCCAGAACGAAAUCCUUCGGAACCGUGCCAGUAUUGUCCCGACUAUAAUCCGUUAAUAUCGAAGACCUUUAUGUCUCAUGCUCUCUCGCCUCAUCACAUUCAAAACGUCCAUAGUUACGUGAUGAAGAAUGAAUCACAUCCAGAAGAAGAUGAAGACGAUGACUGUCAAGAAGUUGACGUUAAAUUGCCGGCACACGAACAGACAAAAUUUCUAACAUAUGAGCGAGAUAUUGGCGGUGAAAACCGCGAUGAAAAUUUUCAGACGUAUACGAAUUGUCAUCCACAAAAGUCCCUGCUUGUUGGGGACAUCCACUGGAUUCAAUAAGUGAAAAGUACAAUGAUCUUGUUGUAGAGUUGACUCGACAUUUAAUCCCCGCAAUUAAUCAGAAUAUUAAUGGAGUUCAAUAAAUAUUCUGGAAGAAAUCGAUUGAAACAAAUCAUAUGAACAAAUGAAACUACCUACUUACAUAUAUACUGGAACUAAGAUGAAAUAAAACUGUUGAGAAGAGAUAAAUAAAAAAUUUCAUAAAACUAUAAAAAUGAAUCAAAAACAUCAAAUUUCGGUGAAGAGAAUCAUAAAAUGUGAAGCGUACAAAGCUAGGUGAUUUAAAAGGACAACAUAAUGCUACACAUCAUGCUUCAAUGCAGUCAACUGAUGUUGUAAAAAAAUUAUAAAAAAGAAGAAGAAACAAAAUAAACUAUCCUUAAAAUAAAUUAAAAAAACA